GGUCCCCUCACGCCUUACGGUCCCCUCCGGUCCCCUCUCACCGCGUCGCGCCUUUAGGCGGGCCCAGUCCCGUUUGUGUCCAUGUCCACUUACGCUGUCGCAGUCGCCGGGUGGACUCCAACCAGAGCAGACACGGCAGACACACCCUCGCUAAGAUGGGAGACCGAAAGGCCGUGACCGCAAGCUCAGGUGGCUUCGACGCCGUGGUAGAGCACAUCCUCAUCCACUACCGCUGGGUGUUCGUGAUCGUGCUGCUUCCUUUAUCGCUCCUGUACGACGUACUGCUUUACGUUCGUAGCUGGGUCGUGUUCCAGCUCAGCUCCGCGCCCAGUAAGCACGCAAGCAAGGUCGAGAACGUCGCAAAGCAGGUGAGGCAGUGGAGCGCGGAGGGGGCGAGGACACCCAUGUGCACUGCCCGCCCUUCGUGGCAGACCAUGUCUUUCCGACAUGCCAAGUACAAGAAGACAAUGUUCACCGUCAACGUGAACCUCGUCGACAUCCUGGACCUCAGCGCGGAGCGGAGGACGGUGCGCGUCGAGCCGCUCGUCACCAUGGGGCAGCUGACGGCCACGCUCGACCCGCUGGGCUGGACGCUGCCCUUCGUGCCCGAGCUGGACGACCUGACCGUGGGCGGGCUGGUGAUGGGCACGGGCGUGGAGACGAGCUCCCACAAGCACGGCCUGUUCCAGCACAUCUGCGUGGCGUACGAGCUGGUCCUCGCCGACGGCAGCGUCGUCCAAGUCACGAAGGACAGUGAUCCCGACCUGUUCUACUCGGUGCCGUGGUCCUACGGCACCCUGGGGCUGCUGACGGCGGUCGAGAUAAGGAUCGUCCCCGCGCUAAGGUUCGUCAAGAUGCAGUACGAGCCCGUGCGCUCCCUCGAGGAGGCCGACACCGUCCUGCGCCGGCAGCUCGACCUCCCUGAGGAAAAUGAGUUCGUCGAGGCGCUCAUGUUCUCCAAGGACGAGGGCGUCGUGAUGACGGGCCAAAUGGUCUCCUGCGUGGACUGGGGCAAGCUGAAUGAGAUCGGCCGCUGGCACAAGCCCUGGUUCUUCGAGCACGUCAGGACGUUCCUCCGGUCGGGCCCCGGCGUCGAGUACAUCCCCCUGCGCGACUACCAGCACCGGCACUCGCGCUCCCUCUUCUGGGAGAUUAAGGAAAUCAUCCCCUUCGGCAACAACCCCGUGUUCCGGUACCUGUUUGGCUGGAUGACUCCGCCGAAGGUGUCGCUGCUCAAGCUCACCCAGACGCAGGCCGUCAAGAAGCUGUACGAGAGGAACCACAUCAUCCAGGACAUGCUGGUGCCCAUCGAAAAGUUCAAGGAGUCGGUGCUGUUCUUCGAUGAGGAAGUGGCGGUGAGAGUUCUGCCGACGAUUAUGACUGGGUGUGGGAAA
Frankliniella occidentalis (western flower thrips) is the source of this 1394-nucleotide messenger RNA. RefSeq names its product delta(24)-sterol reductase-like. The transcript is spliced from 5 exons. The annotation marks the transcript as partial. Gene Ontology annotation, molecular function: FAD binding; Delta24(24-1) sterol reductase activity. Gene Ontology annotation, biological process: steroid metabolic process. Gene Ontology annotation, cellular component: cytoplasm; membrane. NCBI's taxonomy places the organism in Eukaryota, Metazoa, Arthropoda, Insecta, Thysanoptera, Thripidae. The record is from RefSeq and is a predicted model, not a curated record.